Camellia sinensis is the source of this 1908-nucleotide messenger RNA. RefSeq names its product Pentatricopeptide repeat (PPR) superfamily protein. Gene Ontology annotation, biological process: RNA modification. Lineage: Eukaryota; Viridiplantae; Streptophyta; Magnoliopsida; Ericales; Theaceae. The record is from RefSeq and is a predicted model, not a curated record. Gene Ontology annotation, molecular function: RNA binding; protein binding.
ACAUAUAUCCUCUGAAAUGAUAUACCAUUUUAAUAGUCAUCUGACUCCAAAUAAAUAGAUAAAAAAUCUCCCACAGCAUUUUGUAUAAAUUUUUUAAGUAAUUUUUUUUGUUCUUGUAUAUCAUUGCAUUACCAAAUCAAAUACACCGUUGGUCAGAUAAUAUGCUCCUAAAGUCCAUGGCAUGGUUCGACUUCCCAUAUCAACUGCCACUCUGAUAUCCCCGCCAAAAACCUAUAACGGUAAUUUGAAUUUGGUCUUUAGAAAGCUACAAUGCCUUACUUUGCUGAGGGAUUGCUCUUCCAUGAAACAGCUCUAUCAAAUUCAUACCCAGAUCCAAAUCUUUGGACUCCACAAUGACUGUGAUAUUGUAGACGAAAUCGUCCAAUUUUGUGCUUUACAUAGCUUAGGAAGCUUGACUCAUGCGCGACUCGUCAUCAAACACACCGAUAACUCGCUAGUCUCUUCGUGGAACCAUCUCAUCAGAGGUCAUGCUACCAGAAAUUCCCCAACAGAAUCCAUGUUGGUUUUCCUUGCAAUGCGAGGCCGAGGCAUUAGACCCAAUAAGCUCACCUACCCAUUCCUCUUCAAGGCGUGUGCCACUCGUUUGACCCUCGAAGAAGGGCGACAGAUUCAUGUCGAUGUUAUGAAGCAUGGUGUGGAUUCGGAUGGUUAUGUUCAGAACACUUUGAUUCACUUUUACGGGUCUUGCGAGAAGAUUGGUGAUGCAUGCCGGGUGUUCGAUGAAAUGACGGACAGAACUGUCGUUUCUUGGAAUUCCAUUAUCUCUGCUUAUGUUGAGGGCUUACAGUUUUACGAUUCAAUAGAGCUUUUUGUCAAGAUGAGAGAUUAUGGGUUUGAACCAGAUGAAACCACAAUGGUGGUUUUACUUUCGGCUUGUGCAGAGGUUGGGAACUUGGGCUUAGGGAAAUGGGUUCAUUCUCAAGUGAUAGAAAAGGGGCUGAUUGUUAAUUGUGAAUUAGGUACUUCCCUGGUUAAUAUGUAUGUAAAGUGUGGUGACCUAUGUUGUGCUAGCCAAGUGUUUGACAGGAUGACCUUACGAAAUAUAUGGACAUGGAGUGCAAUGAUUUUGGGGUUAGCACAACAUGGAUGUGCCAAGGAAGCCCUCGAACUUUUCAAGAAAAUGAAGAGCAAUGGAAUACAGCCCAAUUAUGUAACCUUUCUAGGGGUCCUCUGUGCUUGUAGUCAUGCUCGACUUGUGAACGAGGGGCAUCGAUUCUUUCACAACAUGCAACAUGUGCAUGGAAUCAAACCCACAAUGGCACAUUACGGUGCUAUGGUGGAUUGCCUCGGUCGAGCUGGUCGUCUUAGAGAAGCAUAUACCUUUGUUAUGAACAUGCCUGUUAAGCCAGACGCAGUUGUAUGGAGGACCUUGCUUAGUGCAUGCAACAUUCAUGAUAUUAAUGACUACAAUGGGGUGGGUGAGAAGGUUAGAAAGAGGUUACUUAAAUUGGAGCCAAGAAGGAGCGGGAACUUUGUGAUGGUUGCAAACAAGUAUGCUGAAGUUGGAAUGUGGGAGAAAGUGGAACGUGUAAGAAGCAGUAUGAGAGACAGAGGGUUGAAAAACAUUGCUGGGGUGAGCUGUGUUCAGGUAGGUGGUUCUAUGCAUAGAUUUUUUUCAGGGGAUGACUCUCAAGUUUCUUACGAGGGCAUCUACCUCUUACUAGACCGAUUGAAUUUUCACAUGAAGAUGGUUAACCGUGAGUAUUCAAUCUAGCUGUCUGUUUUUUUUUUUUUUUUUUCCCCUUUCUUUGGGGUCAUACUGUUUUCUUUCUUAGUAGCAAGAGUUACUAUAAGUUUAUGUUGAAAGAAAUAGGCUCACCAAUAUUGUUGUGCAAUGUUUGAGAAGUUUCAAAAUUAGCUAUUGCAAAGUAUAGCUUUGGCCGUCAA